GCCGCACCGUAUACAGCCUCCUUCCUUUUCCACUCACUGUUAGUAGCAGCAAUGGCGAAGGGUGAAGACGCUUUGAUUCGAAAGAAGAAUAAAAAGCUUCGAAAGAAGAACAGCAGCGGCUCUUCCUCUGUCUCCGCCAAGGUUGCCGCCGUUAUCGCCGCCAAGAAGCGCCGCAAGGCCGGUAAACGCCGCAUGUGCCAGGGGAUGUGCUUUAGUCUACCUACUCUGGAUGAUCCCUUCAAUGAUCGAGGUGGGAAAGAGGAAACCAAAACAAAGGGUCCUAAAAAGAAAUCCCAUUCAAAACCAAAAGACAAGAUGGAUCAUCUUAAUGGGAAGAGUGCAGAUGGAAAGAAAGGCGCAGUUGGUGGGAGGAAAAUUGCAAGGGAAUUGAAUGAUUUACAAAGGGAAAAUGAGUCUGUCACAGCCAGCAAUAAUCUUACUCAUAAAUGUAUCAUUAACUCAGAAAGGAAAAAUAUUGAUAUGACUGAGAUGGCUCAUCUUUGCGGUACCAAACAGCGUGAUUGUGACAUUUCAGAGUUCCCUUCUAAGUUUAUUUUUUGGUGUUUGAGUUCCAUUGAAAAUGCAUUGCGACAUGGUGAUGCCUACACUGAUGGAGAGGGUAACUCUUUCUUUUUGAAUCCAUGGGGAUUAGAAUUUUUGAAGUGUUAUUCUACAGGGAAAGAUCUGAUAGAAACCAGUGGAACCUCUGCUACUGCUGAGCAAAUUGCAUGGAUGGUUUCUGGUGCAGCUGAUACUUUUGUCAGAAAAGAGAAAGAAGGGUUGUCCUUUCCCGGGCCUUUUCUUUUAUUCCUUGUACCCUCCCAAGAAAAAUCUACCCAGGUUCGAACAGUUUGCAAGCCUUUAAAAUCUGUUGGAAUACAUACAGUGAGUAUUCAUCCAGGUGCUUCCUUAGAUCAUCAGAUUCAAGGUCUGAAAACUUGUGAGCCUGAGUUUCUUGUUUCUACUCCUGAGAGGCUAUUGGAGCUUGUUUCUACGAAGGCAAUUGAUAUUUCUGGGGUAUCCAUGCUGGUUAUUGAUGGGCUUAAUACUAUCUGUAGUGCUGGCCACGCUGAUACAGUAAAAUCCAUCAAGAAUUGUAUUUCUGGCAAUCCCCGUGUUGUGAUUUUCAAUGAUUGUGUCAGCCACAUGUCGAUCCCAAUGGUUCGAUAUCUUCUGACAGGAUCAAUUUGUAGAGUCUCUCUCAAUAAUUCAAUUAACAGCCUAAGUUCGUACAUUAUCCAAUCUGUUGAAGUGUGUACGUCAGAAGAAGAUAAAGUUGUUAUGAGCAUCGAAGCCCUGGAUCAAUUUCAGAGCAACAGUACACAGAAUUCAAACAUGCUAUAUAUUUUAAGCAAAGAUGUCAAGUGCCAUAAAUUGGUCAAGACUCUCAAAUCCAAGGGUUAUUCCGUUUCACUUGAUUCUGAUGCAGCAAAUAUUAAUGAUAGGGUGGAUUCAGACCGCAGAGCAGCGGUUUCUUUGAUUGAUUUGGUGCAAAUCUCUACUACGGAUAUAGGGACGUAUGAUGUGGUAGUCCUACCUAGUUUUGUACCCUCAAUUGACACUUACGUGCAUAUUUUGACAAAGAUGGCUCGCACAAGUGUCAAUGGUGUAUUGCACAGUUUCUUAACAAAAAGAGAUACAGAACUUGCUGCACCGUUGAUUGCGGUUCUUGAACAAUGCGGUCAGGAAGUGCCUCAGACCCUUCAGGAUCUGAAUCAUACAUCGAACAUGUUGGAAGAUUGAAUGUUGAAGGUGCUUAGUCAUCAAUUUUUUUAUGUUCAUUCCGUCUCUGCGGCUCAUGAUAUCAAAAGAUCAAUUCCUUUUACUUUGGAAUUUGGGCUGGGAGCUGAGUGGUAGGGAUUGUAGGUUUCCUAUGCUUGGAAUUUGGAAACCUUCACGUUAAGAAUCCCAUUAAGAAAUUUUUUGCAAUAUUAUCUCUGCUUCUGUUUCAAGACUGUAUUUUACUGUAAUCGAAUGAGCUUCUUUGUCGCAACAUCAUUUUGUUGCUUUUGUAGCAGCAUAGAAACAAACAUUUAAUUCUUUAGAUACUAUCUUUUAUUAAAA
Glycine soja is the source of this 2064-nucleotide messenger RNA. RefSeq names its product pre-mRNA-processing ATP-dependent RNA helicase prp5. Lineage: Eukaryota; Viridiplantae; Streptophyta; Magnoliopsida; Fabales; Fabaceae. Gene Ontology annotation, molecular function: mRNA binding; ATP binding. Gene Ontology annotation, biological process: cytoplasmic stress granule assembly; P-body assembly. The transcript is spliced from 7 exons. The record is from RefSeq and is a predicted model, not a curated record. The coding region runs from base 52 to 1743 and encodes 563 amino acids. Gene Ontology annotation, cellular component: cytoplasmic stress granule; P-body.